AUGUCCUACCCAGAUCCCAACCACGACCGAAGACACACCAACGAACCAAUCCCUCUGCAAGAUCUCAAUCGCCCGCCAGAUCAAGCCGACAACCAUGCGCCGCACCACGAGCACAACCGCUCCCUUGGCGACCGCGGCCGCAAUCUGCUCAGGAACUCGGGCGCCAUGGGAUCGGCUCACUUCCGAGACCCUCAGUACGCACCCAUUGCCGACGUCUCGCCCAGUCCCACGCGACAUGCACACCGGCCCCAGAUAAACACCACCCUGGCCUCGGCCCACCAAAUACGCAGAGUCGACGACGACGAUGGCAGCUCGCCCUUGGAUACGGGCGCGUUCCAGGCUGCCAUCGGCUUUGGCAUGAGCAUGGAGUUCCAGGGCGAAACCUCGCCUCCCAUUCCUGCGCCCGCCUCGCCAAUGUCGUAUGUGCCCUUGGACAAUGAGCCAGAUCUCCAUCGAUCAACCUCGGAAGACCAGCACAGCUACUUCUCGCCCACCUACGACGACACGUCUCGCCUCACAGAUCCGCGCAAUCUCCAGCCCAUGAGUGGUUCCGCUGCUCCCACCACCCCAACCCACGACCGGUCGAGUUUUCAGAGUGUGCACUUUCUCAGUCCUGGAGAUGCCGCGUCAGGUGGGCGCCACGGCGGCGACGACAUUGGCCAGGUCGAAGCUGCCACAGGCAACCCGAGAGACUCAAGAGGAAGGAGCCGGUCUCUGUCGCCUGGCCAGUUUGGCUCACCUCUGCAUCGUGCUGGUACCAUCAUGCGGAACAUCUCCCAGCGUGUCAUCAACGUCACCAACGACUCCGAGGUUACGGAGCGCACCAUACGCAGAAAGUCGUCGGUGCACAACUCCCGUCUCCUCGAACCUCCGUCAUUUCCAGCACUAUCGGAAUACGCCACGGAUGGUCCUACCUCGCCGGUACCCUCUACACCGGUAGAGAAACCCCCUUCGCCUAUUGCUUAUCAGCGGAAACCAAGCUGGCAGCGCCCUUCGAACCCCUUGCGCGGAAAGAGUCUAGGCAUCUUCCCUGCCGACAACAAGCUGAGGAUGAAGUUGUGCGACCUCUUGGUGCACCCAGUGACCGAGCCGUUGCUUCUCAUACUCAUCAUCGUCCAAACAGUACUCUUGGCUGUUGAUGCCCGCACAAAGGCACAUUACAAUCCCGAAGCAAGGGACAGGUUUGCUGCGUUUGGAAACAUUGAUUUUGCUCUACUGGGUCUCUUUGUGGUAUACACUCUCGAAGUCAUUGUCCGUAUCAUCGUGUCUGGCUUCAUCAUCAACCCUGUCGAGUACAGCACCAUCAAUCGACAGAUUGGACUUAAGGAGGCUGUCUUGGCCAAAGCAGACCAGAUAUUUACCGGUUUUCAGCGACAACCCUCGCAAAGAAAGAGCGGCGUCAGCCCCAAGCCUGCUCAGGAUCCCCAGCAGCCUUCGGUACUGCGCGCCUUCACUACUGCACAAAUGUACCCAGAUGAGGGCCCCGCCGAUCCACGCCAGCAACAGCGUAUCCGUUUGGCCCACCGCGCCUAUCUCCGACACUCCUUCAAUCGCGCCGACUUUGUCGCCGUCACUUCAUAUUGGAUUGCCUUUAUUCUGGGACUCUGGAACAUCAACAACAGCAGAGUAAUUCUUGUCUUCGAGAUGUUGAGUUGUUUGCGUAUCGUUCGCCUUUUGAAUCUUACUAGCGGUACCUCGGUCAUUCUCCGGAGUUUGAAGAAGGCUGCGCCUCUGCUGGUCAAUGUAGCUUUCUUGAUUUGCUUCUUCUGGCUCCUCUUCUCCAUAGUCGGUGUUCAAAGCUUCAAGUCAAGUCUUAGGAGAACCUGCGUGUGGCAAGACCCACAGGGUAUACAAAACUUUACCAAUUCGGACCAAUUCUGCGGUGGACACUUGCUUGACGAAGAUGGUAUUCAUUCGGCAGGAUACAUACCAGCUCCAGGCAGGCCUAGUGGGCCAGAAGGCGGUAAAGGCUUCCUAUGUCCAAAGGGUUCACUCUGCGUCGAAAGCACCAAUCCGUUUGCCGACACGCAAAGUUUUGACAAUAUCCUCCAGUCGCUCGAACUCGUCUUCGUCAUCAUGUCGUCUAACACCUGGUCUGGUAUAAUGUACACUGUAGCAGACACCGACUACCUCUUCAGCGUCGUUUUCUUUAUUGUUGGCAUCAUCAUCCUGAGUUUGUGGCUGAUUUCAUUGCUAAUCGCGGUCAUUACUUCUUCUUUCCAAAUCAUCCGCGAAGAAAGCAAAACCAGUGCCUUUACUGGAGAAGAGAUCAAAGAAGAGCCGACCGAAGACAGCAACGAGAAGCAACGUGUCAGCUCUCUCAAACGUUUUUACGACAAAACUCGAUUUUUCUGGGUGGCUGUCAUAGCAUUUGGACUAGUUGCCCAGAUGAUGAGAAGCGCCUAUAUGAGCAACUUUCGCAGAUCGUUCAUCGACACAGUAGAACUGGUUGUUACUCUUAUCCUGGUUCUCGAGAUCCUUAUCCGGCUCAUUGUCGAUUGGAGGAAUUUCUUUAAGAGCAAGCAGAACGUCAUAGAUCUCUUCCUUGCCGUCAUCACAGCAAUCAUUCAAUUACCCGCUAUCAAAUCCGCACAUAACGGGAAGGCUUACGCUUGGCUAACAGUCUUCCAAAUCGCCCGCGUCUACCGUGUCGUCUUGGCUAUACCCGUGACGCGGGAUCUCAUUAUGGUUGUGUUUAAAAACGCCAGCGGUCUGCUGAAUCUAAUUCUCUUUGUGUUUCUUCUUACCUUCCUGGCAUCCAUCUUUGCUUCGCAGCUGUUCCGGGGCGAAAUUCCAGAAGAAGAUGAUAACGGAGAUCCGAUUCGAGUAGCCUUCUUUGAUAUCUACAACUCCUUUUUGGGAAUGUACCAGAUCUUUUCCAGCGAAAACUGGACCACAAUCUUGUACAAUGUCACGAAUUACCAAAAACCCUUUGGCAUAGCAUGGAUAGGGGCAUCGUUUUGUAUCCUGUGGUUCAUUUUUGCCAACUUCAUUGUUCUGAACAUGUUUAUUGCUAUCAUUCAGGAAAAUUUUGAUGUCUCUGAAGAUGAAAAGCGUUUGCAGCAAGUCAAGGCAUUCCUCCAGCAAAAGGAGGACGGUCUGACUUCUUCCACUGGCAACCUGUCACUUUCAUCCAUUUUCAAGUUUGGCCAGGCGCGUCGUCGAGACCCUCUCGAUUACGGUCAUGCUGCUACUGAAAUGCUUCUAAAAGAUGCGGUCGUUCGCGACUUUCUUGAUGAAGGUAAUGGGCACCCAAGUCCACCAGAGGCAGAACCUCCUCGACCGGGCCUUCGUCCUGCGAAGACUAUAGUGGGAUCUGGCACCAUGUCCACCAUCUGGCAACGUCUUCUACGGCGUGUUGCCAAUCGCGAGCCGAAUCCUUUCUAUACUCCCCUAGACUUUGGUCGUGCAUACGAGGACCUCGAUCCAAGUAGCAUGGCGAGAGAAGUAGUUUCGGCCACGGAGAGACGCAAAAAGGCUCAGCGCGAGUAUCUACGGAACCACCCCAAUUACAACGUAUCUCUGUUCAUUUUCCGUGUCAACAAUCCAAUACGGAAGUUCUGCCAACGCGUUGUUGGCCCCGGCCGAGGCGGCGAUCGUAUUGAAGGAGUUGCGCCAUCUGUCCCCAUCUGGUAUGCGUUUUCGGCAUUCAUCUAUGCAGCAAUCAUUGCCAUGGUGCUCUUGGCCUGUAUCACAACACCGCUGUAUCAGCGAGAAUAUUUCAUGCGUCACGAGUUCAGUGUCAAGAACUGGUUUGUAUGGGUAGAUAUGGGUUUUGCCAUUCUCUUCAGCGCCGAGGCUCUGAUCAAAGUCAUCGCUGACGGUUUCUUCUGGACGCCAAACGCCUACUUCCGCGGCUCGUGGGGAUUUAUUGAUGGUGUUGUGCUCAUCACCUUAUGGAUCAAUGUUGGCACAUCGUUUUUGAAUGAGGGUCAAGUCACUCGAACUGUCGGCGCCUUCAAAGCUCUCAGAGCCCUUCGUUUGCUCAACAUCAGUGACAGCGCGCGGAACCACUUCCACUCACUUAUUAUUCGUAGCUGGUGGAAGCUCCUUUCGGCUGCCUUUGUCUCCAUGAGUUUGUUGAUUCCAUUUGCCAUCUAUGGUCUAAAUCUAUUCGUCGGCCAGAUGCAGUCCUGUAACGACGGCGAUUUCCCAGCAGGUGCUAACCUCAAGGACUGUGUUGGAGAAUACAACAGCUCGCCGUUCGAAUGGAAUGUCUUGGCCCCUCGCCAAGCCUCGAAUCCCUUUUACGACUUUGACAAUUUUGGAGACUCCCUCUUCAUCCUGUUCCAGAUUGUAUCCCAAGAAGGCUGGACAGACUGCACGUGGACUGCAAUGAGUAUUACUGGAUUUUUCACGCAACCAGAACCCAGAGCGGCCUCAGCCAACUCGAUCUACUUCAUCAUCUUCAACUUGCUCGGCGCCGUCUUCGUCUUGACUCUGUUUGUGUCCGUCUUCAUGCGCAACUACACGGAACAAACGGGAGUUGCCUUCUUGACGACAGAUCAGCGAUCUUGGCUCGAAUUACGGAAGCUUCUCCGUCAAGUUUCCCCCUCGAAGCGUCCAUCGUCAACCAAGCAACGAGAAAGCUGGGAAGAAUGGUGUUAUCGUCGAGCCAUUACCAAGACUGGAUACUGGCAGAGGUUCGUCACUGGGGUGUUGAUAUUGCAUCUCAUGUUGCUCUGCCUGGAAUGGUAUCCAGGCUAUGGCCCUUGGGAAACUGCCCGAGACUACGUCUUUCUUGUCCUUACAAUCGCCUUCAUCGCAAACGUAGUCAUUCGGAUCAUUGGUCUGUCCUGGCACCGCUUCCGGAAGAGCGCCUGGGACAUGUUCUCCAUCUUCUCUGUCACGGGAACCUUUGUGACAUCGAUUCUUGUACUAGCGAGAAAGGACAUUCGUGUCUUCGUCCAGCUCCACAAGCUCUGUCUUGUAUCGAUUGCCCUUUUACUCAUUCCACGGAACAAUUCGCUAGACCAGCUUUUCAAGACGGCGGCGGCUAGUCUUGCAUCAAUUAGCAACCUGCUUGCCACGUGGUUUGUAUUGUUCCUAGUAUACGCUAUUGCUCUCACGCAAACGUUUGGUCUCACUCGAUUUGGGGAAAACGAAACUGGAAACAUCAACUUCCGCACUGUACCCAAGGCGCUCAUUUUCCUGUUUGUCACAAGUGGAGGCGAGGGCUGGAACCAGUUCAUGGAAGACUUUGCAAGCGUUGACAAGCCUUACUGCACGAUAGGAGACCGAUACUUCAAUAGCGACUGUGGCAGUCCCGAGUGGGCACGAGCGUUGUUCAUCAGCUGGAACAUUUUGAGCAUGUACAUCUUCGUCAAUCUGUUCGUUUCAUUGAUCUACGAGAGUUUCUCGUACGUCUACCAGCGGAGUAGUGGACUGUCCGUCAUUAGCCGAGAAGAGAUUCGUCGGUUCAAGCAGGCAUGGGCAGAGUUUGAUCCUAACGGGUCAGGCUACAUCUCAAAGGACGUGUUUCCAAGGCUGCUUGGAGAACUCUCUGGCAUUUUUGAGAUGCGUAUCUAUGAUGGUGAUUUCACCAUUGGUGCGCUCAUUGAGGAGUGCAGUGUGACGAAUCGACGGGAGUCGAAUCUGCCAGUCGCAGGCCGCGAACCGACCAAAGAAAUCGACAUUGACAAGCUGAACCGUCGUUUGGCACAGCUACCCGUGGCAGAAAUCCAGCGCAGACGAAAACGCAUGAACACGUUCUAUGAGGAGGUGCAUGUAUCAAGCGACCCUGAUCGAGGCAUCCAGUUCUCUUCGUUGCUCAUGAUCUUGGCACAUUACAAGGUCAUCAACGACAACAAGAGCUUGAGACUGGAAGAAUUCUUGAGACGUAGGGCUCGCCUGCAGCGAGUGGAAGAAGCAGUCCGCCGUAAUGUUGUUGUUGGCUUCUUCGACACGCUGUACUGGGCGCGACGAUUCCGCCGCGCCAUGGAACUGAAGAAGCAGGGACGCAUGGCAACGGUUCCGCAGUUUACGGUUCCGGAGAUUUUCAUUGAUGACGAAGACAUCACUAAUGCUAAGCGAGGCCCUGCAGUAGAGAGUCCUCUCUUCUCACCUCAAGACCUAUAUGCUCCGUCACCAAGGAACUCUGCUGGGCCUUCGCUCCCGCAUCUGCAAACAGACCAAAACCGAAGUGGAAACAGUUUGGUUCAGCAGUCACCGACUGGGUCACCUACACGAAGGAGCGCACAGCCAACAUCGCCCAUGUCACCAUCCGGAGCGGAUCCCGAGUGGCAGUUUGCGUCUGCGCUUAGCCGGCCACCGAGUCCGCUCGAGGCAGAGCCUGGGCAAGGUGAUAGUCGCAGCCGAGCAAAUAGCGCAGUUAGCGCAGCGGAAGUUUUGGAGGUGCUAGACAACUCUGUAUGGGGAGAAAGUAUCAGGAGAAGUUUUACAACCAAGAGGCGCAGCUAG
Messenger RNA from Bipolaris oryzae ATCC 44560, 6420 nucleotides. RefSeq lists its product as uncharacterized. The coding region runs from base 1 to 6420 and encodes 2139 amino acids. NCBI's taxonomy places the organism in Eukaryota, Fungi, Ascomycota, Dothideomycetes, Pleosporales, Pleosporaceae. Gene Ontology annotation, cellular component: voltage-gated calcium channel complex; membrane. The transcript is spliced from 6 exons. Gene Ontology annotation, biological process: calcium ion import across plasma membrane. The record is from RefSeq and is a predicted model, not a curated record. Gene Ontology annotation, molecular function: high voltage-gated calcium channel activity; calcium ion binding.